Patiria miniata (bat star) is the source of this 3121-nucleotide messenger RNA. RefSeq names its product tryptophan 5-hydroxylase 1-like. Gene Ontology annotation, biological process: aromatic amino acid metabolic process. Bases 613 to 2106 code for a protein of 497 amino acids. The transcript has 14 exons. Gene Ontology annotation, cellular component: neuron projection. Gene Ontology annotation, molecular function: tryptophan 5-monooxygenase activity; iron ion binding. NCBI's taxonomy places the organism in Eukaryota, Metazoa, Echinodermata, Asteroidea, Valvatida, Asterinidae. The record is from RefSeq and is a predicted model, not a curated record.
UUUUAUAACUGUAUUUAUUGCACGAGGACUUUGAUCCCUGUAUCUGUUAAAUUCAUCACCUAAUGAUCACCUCCCCACAUCUGAAUAACCCUUAACUUCAUUACCUUCCCCUCCCCCGCGAAAUCCUGGAUCCACAACGAGAAACCUUCUUCCUCCAUUUUCAAAUCACGAAUCUGCCCCCUGAAUGGCGUACGCGUAAUAAACAUCUCCAUUGUGACUGGCGCUGUGGUAAUUAUCCCAAAUCCGUAAUUAGAGUGGCGAUGCCUCGAUUUGUGAUAAUGAUGUGUUUGUCUCCAUGGUAACGGAAACUCAUCAUCCUAUCUAACACUUCCAUUGAAUUAAGUUUUCUCUAGGGAGGCAAACCACAUGAAGGUGUUUCUCCGAAAUUGUAUAUACGCAUACGUAUGGUCACUAACGAACAAUCGAGUCUACGUCAUUUGGUAUAGAUAUCAAGGACGCUUUCGAACCUGUAUUUAAACCACAAUGCCUUGCAGUUGGAUUUAGUGUCUUACAAGAACCACUCUUAAUUCACUUAGACGUCUUAGAUAUUCGAAUGAAAAAGGCCAAAUUGCCCAUAGCUUUUUAUUUGGUUUUCAGUUGAAGCAAUUAAUAAUGUCUGAGAAAUUUAGAAGCAAGGAAAUACUUGCUAGGCGGGGAGGUGAGACAGCGUUACGCCAGCACAGCGCAGAUGAUGCCAUUGAAUUGGCAAAACGUGAGGCUGAGAAUCAGACCAAGUUGAGGCGUUCCCGUCUGGUUCGCAGGGUGUCCUUUGAGUUGUUGACCAGGAGACCUCUCGUGUUCUCGCUCAAGAACAACGUCGGUGCUCUGGCUCGAGCUUUGAAGACAUUUAAGGAGAACGAGAUCCAGGUGUUACACAUCGAGUCGCGUCGCUCCCAGCGUCGUAAGUCGGAGCUCGAGGUGUACGUGGACUGUGAAGGCGAGCGAGGACUGUUUACGGAACUCGUCAAGCAACUCCAGAAGCAAAUGAGCUACGUGCAGGAACCGCUAGAACACAUCAGCCAGGAGGAUGGCAUAGAAUACGCAGGCAACGUGGAUGACGGGCCUUGGUUCCCCCGUAAGAUCAGCGAACUGAACCGCUCUGCGUGCCGCGUGUUGACGUACGGCGCGGAACUUGAUGCUGAUCAUCCGGGGUUUAAAGACAGCCAGUACCGACAACGACGGAAAGUAUUCGCCGACAUCGCUUAUCAGUAUCGUCAUGGUCAGCCAAUCCCUCGUGUUAAAUACACCGAAGAGGAAACAAAAACAUGGGGACGUGUAUUUUCCGAUGUGACAGGUCUUUACCCGCUCUAUGCCUGCAGGGAAUAUAACGAGAAUCUACAGAUUCUACGCGAUCAUUUCGGCUUCAGAGAGGACAACAUACCACAACUUGAAGAUGUUUCGGUCUUCUUAAAAGAACGCUCGGGUUUUCUGCUCAGGCCGGUAGCUGGCUAUCUGUCAUCACGUGACUUUUUAGCGGGAUUGGCGUUUCGAGUGUUUCACUGCACUCAGUACAUUCGUCAUGCCUCCAACCCGUUCUACACACCAGAACCUGAUUGCUGCCACGAGUUAUUUGGUCACGUGCCGAUGCUGGCGGACAAAAGCUUCGCGCAGUUUUCACAGGAAAUUGGACUAGCAUCCCUUGGGGCAUCUGAUGAGGAUAUCAAGAAAUUAGCGUCGUGUUAUUUCUUCACGAUUGAGUUUGGUCUCUGUAAACAGCAGGGCCAGCUCAAGGUCUACGGUGCUGGUUUGCUGUCAUCAAGUGGAGAACUACAGCAUGCUAUGUCCAGCGAAGCCAAGAUGCUACCAUUCUCCCCAAUAGCAGCUACGAAGCAGGAAUGUCGUAUCACUACAUACCAAGAUGCGUACUUUGUUUCUGAGAGCUUUGAAGAAGCUAAAGAAAUGAUAAGGGAUUACGCCAGCAUGAUCCGUCGCCCCUUCUCCAUCCGCUACAACCCUUACACCCAGUCAGUGGAGAUACUUCAGUCUGCUGAGCAGAUCAACAGUGUCAUCGAUGAGCUGAAGGAUGAUCUCAGCCUUCUGAGCAGCAUCUUGGCCAAGGUUGUGGUGUCCGAUGACAGGGAAGGGAAGAGCCUCGAGUCAGACUAACCAUCAUCACUGAUAACUAGGCCGUGUCCAAAUGCCUACGGCUAUGGCUACCAGAAAACACACGUAGGCUUAUAUGGGAAGUGGCUUCAGCUACUCACACAGGCACUUGUCUGAUUGCGAGCCAUAGCCAAUUAACUCGGACAGGGCUUUAGAGUCUUAGCGGUUUAACGAUCGUCAUGAUUUUUAUUGUAUGAUCAAAUAUUUGUAUAUUAUUCAAGAGCUCACUUUAUUUUAGAGGGUGUUACCAACAAGUGGCGUAAACUGGGGUUCAAUUUGUAGGGAGGACACUUAGGUGGUGGUGGGGGGGGGGGGCACUCAAUGCAUUUUUAACAGUAAAAGGCUAUUUUUUUGCCCACCCCAAAGUCUGAGAGGGGGGCGGGGAUCUGGAGGGGAGGGGAUGGGAGAUCUCAAAGUAGGCCGCCCACCCCAACCUUAGUUAAAACACUCCGUGUUACUUGAAGUGAUAUGUUGUGUGGCUACCCACAAGAACUGUACACAGGGCGAGUCAAAAGAAAGUGACCCUGAUUAUAUUUUAUCCUUAAAAAGCAUUUAAAAUUUGAUACACAAAUGAUGUAUGUCUUAAGAGAGCAUGUUCUUCCGCUCAUCUGGAAAAAAAAGGAUUACCGAAAUUGAUCCAUGCUAUCAGAAGUUAUGAUGUUUUACUAAAAGAACCUAUUUUCAUAGCUGUCCAUUGAAAGUCAUUGAAAGUGAGAAUUACAUGACACACAAGUGUUAAAUUGCAAAUGAGAUUUCUAUCAUUUAAAUCAAGAAUAAAACAUUCUUUUUACUGUCAGCUUGUUUUGAAUGAGGAACAAUUAAUUUCUUUUCCUUGACAUAUUAAAGGUGAUUUGUGUAUGUUUUCCGAUAUUUCUCGUUCAUCCAUGGAGGUUGGAAAACGUCCAUGUUCCAUUGUAUUUCAUGGGUAUUUGUCAGUUCGUAAAACGUUAAAUGAUCAGUGGUGGACAGCUGAUUUUGUGAUCUUUUUAAUAAAAUGUGCAGGUACCAGUCAACAACA